Adineta steineri is the source of this 1428-nucleotide messenger RNA. The record is from the annotation of a GenBank genome assembly. Lineage: Eukaryota; Metazoa; Rotifera; Eurotatoria; Adinetida; Adinetidae.
AUGACAAUAACAAUAUUCGAAGAUCUUUCAAUCGAACUGUGCCAUGAAAUAUUUACUUAUUUUCAAUUACAUGAAGUAUUCAAUAGUUUUUCCAAUCUUAAUUCUCAAUUUGCUGCUAUUAUUAAUAACAUGCCACUUAUACCUGUUUAUUUGGGUUCAAAUAUAACGAAUAUAAGUUUAACUGAAUUCUAUCAUAUACAUUUAUCACAAUCAAAUGUAUGUCAUCGUCUUAUUUCAUUAUGUGUAUCAGAUGAAUUCUUUUCUGAUAAUGGAUUAUGGUUAUCGAAACAUGUAUCUACUUUUAUCAAUCUUCGUCAUUUAUCUUUAAUUGAUAUAGAACGUCCUAUAUUUGAGUCGAUACUUAAUAAGUGUUUAUUGAAUACAUCUCUCAUCAUGUUUUCAAUACGAUUUACAACUCAGUGUCGUGCUGCUUAUACAUAUGUAGGUGUGCCUGAAGGUGCAUAUUAUGAACGAAUCUUUCAUUUAUUUCCUUUUUUACGUAUAUGUCAUCUACAAUUCUGGCGAUAUAUAUACAGUACUUUAGACAAACAAAUAAUUCUGCCACUCAAUCAAGUUUUUAUAACGGUUAAAACAAGUCUUUUCAAUUUACAAUCAUUUGUGAUUCGAGAAUGUUCACCAGUCUUUUUCUUACAUUUAUUUGAACAUCUUCCACAAUUGCAAGAUCUUAGCUUUGGUCUGUCUGCUCUUUGGUUACCUAACAAACGUCCAUUGAAAAAUCAUAUAAACAAUCGAGUUUCUAAUAUUAACAAACAUCUAGUUCCAAAUCUACGACGUCUUAAAAUAACAUUGAACAAUGAUAUUCGUGAUGGAGAAUCAAUUGAUCAAUUAUUUGAUCAUGAUGUUUUGUUUUCGUUGACGAAUUUCACAUUAGUGGGGAUUGUAACUGGAUCCAAAGUUGUUGGUAAUUUACUUUCUAUGCUUUCUGAUCAAUGUUCAUAUACAUUAAUGGUUAAUUGGCGUGUAAGAACGAUGAUAUCAUAUUCGGAGACAAGUAUCAUUUUAUUAGAUACUUUUCGACAAUUACAAAGUCGAAUACCAAUCGAAUUAAAAUUAUCUUUAUACCAGCAAUGUUAUACUAUUGCAGUUUUAACGAUACCACAAGCAAAAAAAACUUUGUAUGAUAAUGAAUAUUUAGACUCAAAAUUAGUUACGGGUGAAGAAACAGUACAACGUGAUCAAUAUGAAUAUCGUGUUAUUACACGACAACUCUAUGGUUAUGAAAAAACGACAAAAAAAAGUCCACCAUCAAUAAGUGCAGCUGAAUUAAAUAAAUAUGGUCGAGAAGGAUGGGAAUUAUGUGGAAUUAUUAAUGGAAAUUAUGUAGCAGGCCAUUAUUCAUUACCAGUCCCAGAUCCCCAACUCGUAUUUAAACGAUUAAAAUCAAAAGCUCGAAUUCAAUCUAAUUAA